AUGUCUGAUAAUUCACCGAGAAGAAGUUUAAAUUUACAGGGUGUGCUGAAAUAUGCUGUCGCACACACCACAAGCCCAGAAGCCGAUGCAAAGCCAAGCACCGAUCUAGAUGACGAGAAAAGUCGAUUCCUAGAGGGUGCACUAAAUUCACUCACAGUCGGCGCAUCAAUCGAUUUUAAAACCGCACUGGAAAUUCUGGACAGCCCAGAGACGAGUACAGAGGAAAAAAAGGAAAGUCUAAAUCAUCUAAGAAGCCACAUUGAUGACAUCGAUUUGGCGAAUUCCCUGGCCAAAAUGGGCGGCACAAAGACCUUAAUCCGAUAUAUAACAAUGCCGGAAAAGGACCUGCAGGCAUUGUCCAUUAAUAUCGUCGCUGAGAUGGCACAAAAUAACAUAUUUUGCCAGGACAUUUUCACCAAGGAGAAAUUUCUGCCUGCGCUUACACGAAAUUUGAGUGAAGGGAAUGAAAACGCGAAUAUAGUUCGCUGUUCCAUAUAUGCCAUAUCAUCGAUAAUACGAAGCUUUCAGCCAGGCAUGAAUGAAUUCAAGCGAAUAAAUGGUAUUAAGGCUCUACUACCGUGCCUGAAGUCUUCCAAUUCAGAUGUCUAUAUAAAAGCAGCAUUUCUCAUAGCAUCCUUAUCAUCGCUGGACAAGUCCCUCAGAGAUGCAUUUCUAAAGGCCGACGCAUUUUCUAUAUUAUUUGAAAACCUAAGGCCGAUCGAUUGCUUUGAUGUGAAACAGGAGACCACACUUUAUGCACUUUCCACACUCUCGUUGAAGUCGAAUCUGAAACUGUCGGCGGGGAAACGCAAGGAUUUGGACCUUAUUUUGGCCCAAAUAAUCUCAAAAAACAACCAAAACGAAAAUUGCGAGGACAUGGUUAAUUAUGCAAAAAAUAUUCUGGAAAACUUAAAAACACUGCCUUGAAUAAGAGUCAUAUAAGAGUCACAGAAACGGGGAAUGUAUUAAUUUAGAUGGUGGGGAUUUUAUGCGUGAUCAUCCAAGAGCUUCGCCAAGCUUUCAAGGUGAUUCUGAUCAGUACAGUAUUAUACGAAAUUUCAUUGGGAAAAGACCACCCCAAACAAGGCCUACAAACUGAUAAAAAAACCCGCCUUCCAAUGGCAGUGGGUCUCGCGUGAUCAUGGCUCAAUCUGAGAUCCACCUGAUCGGCCAACCAAAUGCACAAUCACUUGUACUAUGCGUUUGAGAUGCCGAUUACGUGGAUUGCAUAUCGAUGAUAUUGCAUACGAAACAUAUUCUAUUCCUCUUGAUCCCCGUGCCACAGCCGAUAAGAGUGUUGGUUCCGUGCUGCAAUUUUCCGUCCUGUGAUGAAAUUUCCGACAGUACUGGGAUUGGCACGACUCUCCCUUGAUUUGCCAUUACUGUUCAUUACUAAAAAUACAACUUAACAGGUUUUUUAUACAGCUAAAAGCUAAUCAAAUAAUAAAUAAUCAAAUGUUUCUGACAAUAA
This is a messenger RNA of Drosophila persimilis, 1471 nucleotides long. Its product is annotated as hsp70 nucleotide exchange factor fes1. The transcript is spliced from 5 exons. The record is from RefSeq and is a predicted model, not a curated record. NCBI's taxonomy places the organism in Eukaryota, Metazoa, Arthropoda, Insecta, Diptera, Drosophilidae. The coding region runs from base 1 to 927 and encodes 308 amino acids.